AUGAUCAUUUGGCAGGAUGAUGACAACUUUAGAAAGUUGGACCUGGUGUGCUUGGGCCUAUCUUGCAAGCGACUCUACACCAUCAUGUCAGCUAUUAUACAUCCAUCAACAACAUCCAAUAACAAAGGCAAUGCCAAUGGUAAAAGCAAUGUGAUCAGCGAUGAACAUGGCCAGAUAUACACAUCGAAGGAAUACUCUCAAUGGUCUUGCCCAACUACACCUGGCGGACCGACCUCGGUCACAACGCGCAAAUAUGAUGAUUUCAACAAACCACUAAAGCUGGGUCAGUUGCCUCCGACGCUGACCUCACUCAGUCUCGGCAGCUCCUUUGACCAAGAUAUUGACAAGGAUGUGCUGCCUAAAUCGAUCACAACCCUGACCUUUGGGGGUAGCUUCAGCAAACCCCUCUUGCCAGGGGUGCUGCCGGACGCACUCACUCACCUGGCACUGGGCGACACAUUCGACCACGUGCUCGAGGUCGGCUUGCUCCCAUCCUCAAUCACCAGUCUGUCGCUUGGCAGUUCAUACGAUCGAAGAAUCGAGCGGGACGUCCUCCCCCGCUCACUCACAUCGCUUGUAUUUGGCUACAACUUCAAUCAGACCAUCGAUGUCGGUGUGAUUCCUCCAUCACUCGCCAGUCUGACAUUCGGGCAGUUCUACCGCCAACCCCUCGUCAUUGGUGCCCUCCCAGUGGGCCUGACAUCAUUGACAUUUGGCGGCUAUUUCAACGAUGAUCUCCAGCCCGGCGUCUUGCCGGUCUCGCUCACAUACCUUCAGUUUGGUCAGUUUUACAAUCGAUCAUUCGUCGAAGGCUCGCUUCCAUCGGCCAUGCGAACAUUGGUGUGCGGCAACCUGUACAAUCGGCCGCUCACCCUUGGCUCGAUGCCCAUGUCCCUCACAAGCAUCACGUUUGGACAGGCCUACAAUCGACCACUCAUACCACAUGCACUGUCAGCAUCGCUCACCUAUCUCGAACUAGGCUUUGACUAUGAUCAGAUCAUCGACGUGGACAUGUUGCCCAACUCACUUGGCACAUUGGUACUGGGUCAAUCAUUCAAUCAACCGAUACACAAGGGUGUCUUGCCAGCGUCACUUACAGCACUGACACUUGGCGAGGAGUUCAAAGCACUGAUCGUGUUCCCUCUUCAACUCAAAUCACUCUCAAUCUACACCAUGUCACAACUACACUAUGUCCAACACAUUCAACAACCUACAUUCGACCAUCUAAUCAUACGAUACUGCCCUUUGGAUUAUAAGCCUGAACUACCAACCAAGUUAAUUACUUGGCCAACAUCAUCUUCAUCAUCACAAUGUGUGAUACUAUCACACAUCAACAACUUAUCAAUCAAUGUUUAUUAUGAUACCAACUCGCCAAACAGCUCUCAAAAGUCAAAGACCAUACAGAUAGGUUUGAUGAAGAGUUUGAUGAUGCGUAUGCCAUUCAUUGUGGAUAGUUAUACAUUGUGUAUCAAUAUUCCAAGAUCAAGUGUAUCGUCAGUUGCCAACCAACCAAUCAACUUCAAGAUGAUGCCAAUCAAGGACAAUCCAAGGAUGGCUUUAAUGAACAAGUCUUCGUCCUCUUCACUAAAGACAUGGAUCAAAAGAUUGAAGCUCUGA
Messenger RNA from Acytostelium subglobosum LB1, 1617 nucleotides. RefSeq lists its product as hypothetical. The transcript is spliced from 2 exons. The coding region runs from base 1 to 1617 and encodes 538 amino acids. The record is from RefSeq and is a predicted model, not a curated record. NCBI's taxonomy places the organism in Eukaryota, Evosea, Eumycetozoa, Acytosteliales, Acytosteliaceae.